CGGCCGCAGAGAGCAGUCAGACCGGGCUGGAGUGUGCGGAGGUCGGACUGUCAUCCUCCAGAGUUAAAAUGCAGACGCCGGCCGAGUCGAUCCUCCACAGUGGAUACUUCCACCCGACGCUGCGCCAGUGGCAGACCUGCGCCACAGAUUUAAGACCCGACAACCUCAUCUACCCGAUCUUCAUCACAGACGACGCAGAUGCAGUGGAGCCCAUCCACAGUCUGCCAGGACAGGCCAGACAUGGGGUGAACAAACUGGAGGAGAUGCUCACGCCGCUGGUGGCCAAUGGGUUGAAAUGUGUGCUGAUAUUUGGAGUCCCCACCAAGAUUGAGAAGGAUGACCGGGGUUCCUGCGCCGACUCAGACGAUACUCCGGCGGUCCUGGCGGUGAAGAAGAUCCGCUCUACGUUCCCGGAUCUGCUGGUGGCGUGCGACGUCUGUCUGUGUCCGUACACGUCUCACGGACACUGUGGGAUCCUGAACGACGAUGGGACCCUGAACAAUGACUCCAGCUGUCUGCGACUGGCCGAGGUGGCGCUGGCCUACGCUCAGGCCGGCUGCCACAUCAUCGCUCCGUCAGAUAUGAUGGAUGGAAGAGUCCGAGCCAUUAAACAAGCGCUCAUAUCCAAUGGUUUAGGGAACAAGGUUUCAGUUCUGAGCUACAGCGCUAAGUUCGCCUCCUGUUAUUACGGACCGUUCAGAGAUGCGGCUCUGUCCAAACCGGCGUUCGGGGACCGGCGCUGUUACCAACUUCCUCCCGGAGCCCGAGGCCUCGCCGUUCGCGCCGUGGAGCGAGAUGUGAGGGAAGGAGCCGACAUGCUGAUGGUGAAACCCGGUCUGCCCUACCUGGACGUGGUCAGGGAAGUCAAAGACAAGUUUCCCUCCCAUCCACUGGCCGUCUACAACGUCUCGGGCGAAUACGCCAUGAUGUGGCACGGAGCUCAGGCCAAAGCAUUCGACCUGCGAGCCGCCGUGAUGGAGGCCAUGACGGCGUUCCGCAGGGCAGGAGCUGACAUCAUCAUCACCUACUACGUCCCCAACCUGCUGCAGUGGCUGAAAGAAUAAAACCAAACACAUCUGAGGAGGAAAAAGACGCCUGCGCAAUCACCGCUACUAACACAUGUAGAACAAUCAGGAGUGGGCGUGGACAGGGGAGUGGGCGUGGACAGGGGAGU
Sphaeramia orbicularis (orbiculate cardinalfish) is the source of this 1174-nucleotide messenger RNA. RefSeq names its product delta-aminolevulinic acid dehydratase-like. The transcript is spliced from 12 exons. Gene Ontology annotation, molecular function: porphobilinogen synthase activity; zinc ion binding. Gene Ontology annotation, cellular component: cytosol. NCBI's taxonomy places the organism in Eukaryota, Metazoa, Chordata, Actinopteri, Kurtiformes, Apogonidae. Gene Ontology annotation, biological process: heme biosynthetic process. The record is from RefSeq and is a predicted model, not a curated record. The coding region runs from base 69 to 1064 and encodes 331 amino acids.